Messenger RNA from Triplophysa dalaica, 1168 nucleotides. It is a transcript of the gene slc35a4, whose product is annotated as solute carrier family 35 member A4. NCBI's taxonomy places the organism in Eukaryota, Metazoa, Chordata, Actinopteri, Cypriniformes, Nemacheilidae. Gene Ontology annotation, molecular function: pyrimidine nucleotide-sugar transmembrane transporter activity. Gene Ontology annotation, cellular component: Golgi membrane. The record is from RefSeq and is a predicted model, not a curated record. Gene Ontology annotation, biological process: pyrimidine nucleotide-sugar transmembrane transport.
UGCAUGGACGAUGCUGCUGGUUCUUCUAGUUCUUAUUUACAGAUCUCUAGCUCCUCUCAUCUCCCUUGCUAAGGUUGACGGCAAUAUUCCCUUCAGCCCGUCCUCCUGUGUGCUUCUGAUCGAGUUUGCCAAACUCCUCGUCUCUUUCGCUGCCCUGAUGGCGACGGGGAAUCUGUCCGUCCUCAAAGUGUCUGUGUCUGCUGUUGCAGUUGCACCGUUCGCCAUUCCUGCUCUUCUGUACGCUUUCAACAACAACCUGGUGGUCCUCAUGCAGGUCUACAUGGAUCCCAGCUCCUUCCAGCUUCUUAGCAACCUUAAGAUCGGCUGCUCGGCGUUCCUCUACUCAUUCUGUCUGGGAAAAAGGCAGACGAGAGGCCAGUGGUUGGCUGUGGGGCUUCUGGUGGCGGCUGGGCUCUGUCACAGCUUCAGCAGUCUGGAUUGGGAGCUUAGGGAAGUCCACAUCACGUCCUGGGGUCUUCUGCUGGUGCUCGUGUAUUGCUUUGUGUCUGGAAUGGCCGCCGUCUACACUGAGCGGGUGCUGAAAACCCAACGUCUGCCUCUGAGCCUCCAGAAUCUCUUCCUGUAUGUGUUUGGGGUGUCGCUGAAUCUGGCGUCUCACCUGUCGGGUGGUGACUCAGUACGGCGCGGCUUUCUGGACGGAUUCACAGUGCUGGUUUGGCUCAUUAUUGCGGGACAGGUGACAAACGGUCUCCUCAUGUCUGUCGUCAUGAAACAUGGAACGGGAAUCACCAGACUCUUCGUCAUCUCUUCUGCCAUGCUGGUUAAUGGUGUCCUCUCCUGGUGGCUUCUGGGAAUACAGCUCACACCUCACUUCCUGUUUCCUGUGGUGCUGAUUGGAUGGGCAGUGUACCUGUAUUACAUGUAGAGCCACAGAAUCUAAGUUUGUGCUACUGCAUUAUUAGUUUGUUUAAAGCAUCUGGUUUUUAGUUAAUUUGUUUCUAUAUCUCCGUGUAGGAUUUCUUUUCUUCAUGGUUUGCUCACUAACAUCCCUUCUGCCAUCAUUAUAUUAAUGUGCAUCUUCUUGAAUCAAUAUCAUGUCGUGCAGACUGAAUGUCACAGUUAUUGUUGUUUUUUUCACAUCUGUAUUUAUUUCACUUAACUAUUUUGAAACAAAUGAAAAGGGACAUCAGAUAUAUUGAACAAUUGA